Aspergillus mulundensis is the source of this 1584-nucleotide messenger RNA. RefSeq names its product ATP-dependent RNA helicase DBP8 (gene dbp8). Lineage: Eukaryota; Fungi; Ascomycota; Eurotiomycetes; Eurotiales; Aspergillaceae. Gene Ontology annotation, molecular function: nucleic acid binding; ATP binding; RNA helicase activity. The transcript is spliced from 2 exons. The coding region runs from base 1 to 1584 and encodes 527 amino acids. The record is from RefSeq and is a predicted model, not a curated record.
AUGGCGCCCUCAUCCCCCGCAGAGUCCCUAUCGAGGGAAUCCUCAGUAUCAUCCGAUGCCUCCGCUGACGGCGGUAUUGCGCUAGACCAAACGCGCGCCCCCAAGCGCCGCCGCCUCUCUGAGUCUUCAAACGACUCCUACACCGCAGCACCCGCACCGCUACCACUUCCCACGCUUUCACGAAUUAAGAAAAAGUCCACAACAACCAGUGCAGCAUCCAGCGGGAAAGACGACGAAAACCCUGUAUUGAUUAAGGAUGCGCUGGAAAUCGGUCUCAAUGCCGAGGAGUCAUCGUUCAAGGCGCUGAAUGUUGCGCCUUGGUUGAUCGGCUCGUUGACGACGAUGGCGGUGCGCAAGCCGACUGCUAUUCAGCGGGCUUGUAUUCCGGAGAUUCUGAAGGGGAGGGACUGUAUUGGUGGGAGUCGAACGGGUUCCGGAAAGACAAUUGCCUUCUCAGUCCCGAUUCUGCAAAAGUGGGCGGAGGACCCGUUUGGGAUUUUUGCGGUGAUUCUGACGCCGACUCGUGAACUUGCGCUGCAAAUCUUUGAACAAAUCAAGGCCAUCUCCGCCCCCCAGAGCAUGAAGCCCGUCCUCAUCACCGGCGGUACAGACAUGCGCUCGCAGGCCCUGGAGCUCGCGCGGCGACCCCACGUCGUCGUAGCCACACCCGGCCGUCUAGCAGACCACAUAAACACUUCCGGCGCCGACACAGUAGCAGGCCUCAAGCGCGUGCGCAUGGUCGUUCUCGACGAAGCAGACCGCCUCCUCUCCCCUGGGCCAGGAAGCAUGCUACCAGACGUCGAAACCUGCCUCUCUUCCCUCCCUCCCUCCUCCCAGCGUCAGACUCUCCUCUUCACCGCAACCCUGACCCCCGAAGUACGCGCCCUGAAAUCCAUGCCCCAGUCCUCCGGCAAACCACCCAUCUUCGUCACGGAGAUCUCCACCGAAGCAAAAGAUACCGUCCCGCCAACCCUAAAAACAUCAUACGUCCAGGUCCCCCUCACCCACCGCGAAGCCUUCCUGCACGCCCUCCUCUCCACCGAAAACAACGCAUCCAAAAAUGCAAUCGUCUUCACAAACACCACCAAAUCCGCUGACCUCCUCGAACGUCUCCUCCGCUCGCUCGGCCACAGAGUCACAUCCCUACACUCAAACCUCCCACAAAGCGAGCGAAACUCGAAUCUCGCACGCUUCCGCGCCAGUGCGGCGCGCGUUCUCGUCGCCACGGACGUCGCAUCCCGUGGUCUUGAUAUCCCGUCCGUGAAUCUGGUUGUGAAUUACGAGGUACCGCGAAACCCAGACGACUAUGUGCACCGUGUUGGACGAACGGCGCGUGCGGGGCGCUCGGGUGAGGCGGUUACGCUGGUUGGACAGCGUGAUGUACAGCUUGUGCUUGCGAUUGAGGAGCGGGUCGGACGGAAGAUGGUGGAGUUUGAGGAGGAGGGGGUGAAUCUUGAGGCUCGUGUCGCGAAGGGCACGUUGUUGAAGGAGGUUGGGGCGGCGAAGAGGGAGGCCAUGGUGGAUAUUGAUGAGGGGAGGGAUAUUUUGGGACGCAAGAGGAAUAAGUUGAAGAAGGUUAGGUAG